Molecule: messenger RNA, 1181 nt
Organism: Lutzomyia longipalpis
Lineage: Eukaryota; Metazoa; Arthropoda; Insecta; Diptera; Psychodidae
Product: probable low affinity copper uptake protein 2
Exons: 2
Coding region: 444-1088 (214 amino acids)
Biological process (GO): intracellular copper ion homeostasis; copper ion transmembrane transport
Cellular component (GO): plasma membrane
Molecular function (GO): copper ion transmembrane transporter activity
Source: RefSeq, a predicted model, not a curated record
GGCGUCCUUUUGAUCUUCAUAACCUUAAAUAAACCCGUCAUGCCAUACGAUCACCUAAUAAAUUAGUACUUCAGUAAUUAGUAAAUUUAGUAGACUGUCCAUUUUAAAAAGACGUUACUACUGAUCAAUAAAUUUGAAUUCAAAGCCCAAAUUCAGCAUUUUCCUUUAGCGGAAUAUCAUGGCAUCUCUCUAAUGUCUGACAGUUUCUCUAUCUAGCUGGCAUGUCAGUUCUGAAUUUAGAGAUUUUGAUCGCAUUUGUUUUGUGGCAACUUUUCCUCUUCUCAAAAUGUGUGUGAAAAUACCCAGAAAAGUUGCUUAAUUCUCCCCAAAAGCUAUAAAAUCUAGUCAAAACUGUCCCAGUGAACUAUUCUACCGUCUCGAGGAAGAAGGAUAAUUUUUGGUUCAUUGUGAUUUCCGCCGAGAUAAGGCAACCACAAUUGAACAUGCAGAGCAUGGCAUUCUGGUGGGACGCCUCACUGGGGCAGUUCAUCUUUCCAGGAUGGAAUGUGGUGUCUCUCGGUGGAUUCAUCGGCGUAUGCAUCCUCCUCAUCUGUCUGGCCGUUUUCUACGAAAUCCUCAAGGUCCAUCAUAUCUUCAUUCGUCUCCAGGGGCUCCGUCGCUCGCAUACUGUGUCACCACGAACACAAUGCGCCCCACCGUCUGGAGAAUCAGACACCCUCCUGACGGAGCAUGCUGUUGUCUUUGGUAGCCCACACGCCAGGAAGGUGAUUCAGCUGUGCAAGGAAGCUCUUGUCUUCCUCUUCCACACCACACUGGGGUACUUUCUCAUGCUGGCCGUCAUGAUGUACAAUGGCUAUGUCUUUUUGACCGUUGUAAGUGCCCUGACACUUGCCUACUUCUUCCUCGGACACAUCUCCAUGCGCCUCCACAUGGAACACAUCCGAGCACGUCAUCUCACCAUCAGAUGCUCCCCCAGAUGUCCAAGUGAGACCCGUUCCCCUGAAACACCACACGACAGCACCCCAGGAACAUCCGGAAAUGACGACGGCACACAAUCAACGAGUCCUGGAAGUCCAUCCAGGAAUAAAAUUCAAGUUGUUGCCGAAGAGAUUGCAAGCCGCAUUUAAAGUAAAGCUAUACUGAAUCUGGGCCAAAAUUCUGUAACCUCAUGUAUUAUAUUUUAUAUUUGAUAUAUAUUCUAUGUGUUGAUCUUCCAUAAA